Cryptosporidium muris RN66 is the source of this 1086-nucleotide messenger RNA. RefSeq lists its product as uncharacterized. Gene Ontology annotation, biological process: regulation of dephosphorylation; regulation of signal transduction. Gene Ontology annotation, cellular component: cytosol. Lineage: Eukaryota; Apicomplexa; Conoidasida; Eucoccidiorida; Cryptosporidiidae. Gene Ontology annotation, molecular function: protein phosphatase 2A binding. The coding region runs from base 1 to 1086 and encodes 361 amino acids. The record is from RefSeq and is a predicted model, not a curated record. The transcript has a single exon.
AUGGAAAUAGAUAAUGAGAGCCAGCUUUCUCAACUAUUUAAAUCAUGUCUUGAACGAUAUUACAAUGAAAUAUAUGACAAUAACCGAGAAAUUGUGAUAUCAGAAGUUGCUAACUUGCUAAAUGAUGUUAGAGCUUUGCAAGUAUACAUUGAGAAGCUAAGUAUUUUUUCAAUGAAUGAAGAACUAGAUGAUAUUGCAACCGGAGAUCUAAAAUAUUUGCUUCUACCAUAUCUUCUAGCUGAAUGUCAAAGAAUAAUAUUUACUUAUACAAUGUUAAGUGAUAAUACCAAUCGUCAAAUAGAACUUAUAAAGGCUCAAAAUUUGUACAAUGCAUUUAUAGAGAGCUUGAAUUAUAUCAAAGGAAUAAUACCAAAGGAAUAUUAUGAAUUCAUAGGACUUUCACCUUGUGAAGAUAAUUGGGACAAGCAUGGGGAGUUUGAAAUGACUAAGAAUACCAGAUAUAUGAAAAUACAGAGAUUUAAAAGAAUUAGUGAACUGAAAAAGCCUGUUUAUAACUUUUUAAAACAUGGCUUGGAUAAUUCAGAUGAAGAAAUAUUAAGGUCAAAUAGCAUUAAGACCCUCAUUUUAUUUUUUUUAGAAAGUGUUGAACAUGUAAGUAUGUUAAAAUAUGAGACUGAAAUUUUGAGAUAUGGAACAACUAACUCAAAUGAAAAUAAUAUUAGAGAUCAAAAAAUACCCGAUGCCUAUGGCGAAUUCCCUAAACUUUCAUCUUACAAUAUUGCUCCAAAUAUUCAAUAUAUUACUACAGAUUGUACAGAUAACUGUUCUAAACAUGUCAAGUUCUUUAAUUUAAGGGAACUAUAUAGAUCAAAAGUAUUUGGACCAAGUCAUACGCUACCUACAAUAAGUAUAUAUGAUGCAGCUGAUAUUGAAAUAAAACAAGCUAUAGAGUUGGAAAAAGCAAGCUUUGAGGCCAAGAAGAACAAGGAAAAUGCUCAAAAAAAUAUACUGUCUCAAGAAUACUCUAUAGAAGAAGAAAAUGAGCAGAUGAAACAACGACAAUGGGACGACUGGAAGGAUGAGAACCCAAAAGGUAUUGGUAAUACCAGGAAAAAUGUAGGAUAA